Sodiomyces alkalinus F11 is the source of this 2000-nucleotide messenger RNA. Its product is annotated as FAD/NAD(P)-binding domain-containing protein. NCBI's taxonomy places the organism in Eukaryota, Fungi, Ascomycota, Sordariomycetes, Glomerellales, Plectosphaerellaceae. The coding region runs from base 138 to 1922 and encodes 594 amino acids. The record is from RefSeq and is a predicted model, not a curated record. The transcript has 2 exons. Gene Ontology annotation, cellular component: plasma membrane.
AUGAUCACUGGUCACUGCACACAAGCCACGAAAUCAAGAUGGGGAGCCUCGACACAAUCAUUGGGCGUCUUCAGACGCUGUAUGUGCACGCAGUAUUCGACGACAGCUCUAUCAGGGACUCUUGGGUCUGGAUAUUCAUGUUCCUCUGCACGCUCCUCGCCAUCAUAACCGGUCUUCGCCUCCUGGCAUCGCCACCAAAGAAACGCACAUGCAGCUGGACCACAAAUGAGGACGACACCCAUGAUGACCCCCAGCAAUCAUCCCCAUAUGCAUCAUCCGGCGUCACCGCCAACCCUGACAUCAUCGUCGUCGGCGGAGGGUUCGCCGGGAUAUGCGCCGCCAUCGCCGCCGCCGAGAAUGGCGCCUCGGUAGUUGUCCUCGACCGCGGGCACGGCGGCGGCACAUCUGCCAUCUCAGGCGGCGUAAUCUACGCCGGAGGGGGGACCAAGCAGCAGAAAGAGGCCGGGUACGGGGACGACACACCCGAGAACAUGUUCCGCUACCUACGACGAGAGGUCGGGGAUGCCCUGGACGAGCUGACGUUGAGGAGGUUCUGCGACCAGAGCGUCCCUCUGAUGGAGUGGCUAGAGCGCCACGGGGUCGUGUUCGAAGGGUCGUUGAGUCCCUUCCGAACCAGCUACCCUACCGACCGGUAUUACCUCUAUUUCUCCGGAAACGAGAAGGCCCAUCCUUUUGCCGACAUUGCGAAGCCGUCCCCUCGAGGGCACCGGCCGAAGGGCCAGGGGACAAGCGGCAUGGGAAUGACGGGCGGCGUAUUGUGGAAGGCCGUCUUCGACGCGGCCCUCCGCAUGGGGGUCAGGUUUGAGCCGGCCAGCAGGGUCGAGGAGCUCCUGGUCGACGGCGAGGGCAGGAUGAAGGGGGUGCGCUAUCGAGCCAUGGAUCCGGUUUCCGCCGCGACCGCCCUCGCCCGCCACGGGGAGCUCUGUCGGAAGGCUUCGGAGUACCACCAAAUCUCGGUGCGACUGCUCGCCGAGUGGUACGACCGCCGCGCAGAGGCCAUGUGGUCUCGAGAGGCCAAGGAGAGGACGCUGGAAUCGCGCGUCGUCAUCUUGGCGGCCGGCGGGUUCGUCAUGAACGAGGAGUGGACGCGCAGGUUCGUGCCCUGGGCAGACAGAGUGGCCAAGCUAGGAACCGUCGGCGACGACGGCAGCGGUAUCCGCCUCGGUCAAUCCCUCGGCGGGGCCGUCUCGCAUAUGGACCGCAUGUCGGCCUGGCGGUUGAUGUACCCCCCCGAAGCCCUCGUGGAAGGGAUCGUCGUCUCGGCGGGAGGAGAGCGCAUCGCGGCCGAAGACCAGUACGGGGCAACAUCGUGUGAAGUCAUGAUUGAACGAUUCGGCGGCCGGGGCUACCUCAUCUUGGACUCGGCGCAGUGGAGGAAGGUGAAAAGCCAGGUCGGCGAGCAGACUCGGAUGCCGUGGACGGCACUUAUCCGGUUUUUGAUCUACUGGGCUCACACGAAGGCAUCAUCUCUCGAGGGUCUUGCGAAGAAGCUGGACGUUGAUCCCGGGAGGAUGGGGGAGACGGUUGCAGCUUAUAACGACGCCAUUAGGUCUGGAAAGCCGGAUCCUGUUGGGAAGCGCGGAUGGAGGACGGUCAUUUCGGAGCCGCCAUUUUAUGGUAUCGACAUAUCCCUGAGACCAGACGGGUUGAUGAUGGUGCCGGCCUUUCCCCUGGGAGGUCUUAAGGUUGAUGGCGCCUCCGGUAUGGUGGUGGAUGAGAGCGGGGAGAAGAUUCGGGGUCUGUAUGCGGCGGGUAAAAACGCCGCCGGUUUGAGUUCCAACCGGUAUGUGUCUGGACUUGCUUUAGCGGACUGUCUUUUCUCGGGGAAAAGAGCCGGAGUUAAUGCUGCUGCUGCUGCUGCUGCUGCUGCUGCCUCUCUCGGGAGGUCAGGAGGCUCAUAGUUUUUAUCAGAAAUAAAGGAUGAAAGUACACACGUGUUAGGAUACCAAGUCUCAACGAUUUUCAUGACACUGACCAGG